Haliotis rufescens (red abalone) is the source of this 4079-nucleotide messenger RNA. Its product is annotated as trichoplein keratin filament-binding protein-like. The coding region runs from base 168 to 1667 and encodes 499 amino acids. Gene Ontology annotation, cellular component: keratin filament. The record is from RefSeq and is a predicted model, not a curated record. Gene Ontology annotation, biological process: apoptotic process. NCBI's taxonomy places the organism in Eukaryota, Metazoa, Mollusca, Gastropoda, Lepetellida, Haliotidae. The transcript is spliced from 15 exons.
CGUCGCACGACCGCCAUGAAUGAGUUGUUGUCAUUCGAAACGAAAUUUAUGCUCCAAAAUAUUAUAAUGUUACGAUAUUCGGGCGUUAAGUGAGGGAAGUUUAAGUACAAGUUAUAUAUCCGUGGAAUAUCUAACUACGUGGCAGUAAAUAAAAAAAUAUUUUAAAUAUGGCAUUACCCACAAUCCCUGGCUACUGGACAAGCAGACGCAAUAUCUACGAGCAGGCGAUCGUAAGUCGUCGGAAUCAUGAGACAGAUUUCAGACAGAAGUGGUCUGAAACAUCUGACCACUUCAACAAGAUGGACAUCGAUGCCUCCAAGAAGAAGACAUGGAUGUCUGAUCAGUCAUUUCAAGACAGGUGCAUGGACGCCUACAAGUCACGGACAGAGAAGGAUAUCAAAGCUCUCAGCUUGAAGCGGCGCCGAUCCAAACUAGCAGAGCUCAUACACCAAGAGAAUCUCCAGUUUGAGGCCGAGCUGCGGGGGUAUUCGCGAGAUAACUACAGUCGUAUGGAGGACAUGAGGAGUCGAGCAGAUGGACUGAAGAGUGCUCGUGAGGAGAAAAGAAAAAUUGUGGCAGAGGAGAAGCUGUAUGAACACUGGAGGCAGAACAACCCUGACAUUAGGAAGGUGGAAGAGAACCUGCUGCAGGAGCACGUGGUCAGCUCGUGGCCGGACCAGGUCAAGGAGCAGAGAGAGAGGAUGGAGAGUGCUCGGCGAGAGAAGGAGGAGUAUGAGGAGGAAAUGGAGCUAGAAAGACAGGCUGCUGUGGAAGCAGAGAAACGACGUGCCGAGGAGAAGCUGGUGGAGGAGAAGAGGUUGAAGGACGUCCUGAAGGAGCAGAUGAUGGAGCUGAGGAAGAGGGAGGAAGAGACAGCCAUGUUGAAGUCGGAGCAAGACAGUCUUCAGCGACAACAGUGGGAUUUGGAGCAGUUGGAGGACACUCGGAGGAGGACAGAGGAUGCUCGCAAGAAGCAGGAGUUUGGGCGAAUCCUGUUGCGGCAACACAAGGCCCAGCUGAUGCGGCGGUCACGGCAGAUACAGGAGGAGCUGGAACAGGACCAUAAGCUGCUGGAGGCUCUGCUAGAGAAGGAGGAGGCUGACCUCGUCCUCCACACGGCCCGAAAGGAGAAGGCCAAAGCUGAUGCUUCCUGGAUGAAACAGGUGAUCGAGGACCAGCUGAGAGUGGAGAAGGCUAGAGAGGCGGAACUGGACAUGCUGUACCAGGACGAGGCAGCACGGAUGUGGCAGAAACGGGAGGCGGACUGGGAGAAGGAGAAGCAGGCCAGAGAGAGGCUCAUGCAGGAGGUGUUGGCGAGCAGGCAGGACCAGAUUUCAGAUAAGAUGUUGGUGAUCCAGCAACGGGAGGAGGAGAUCCUGGAGCAGCGGGAGCAGUUAGUGAGGGAGAUGGAGAUCGCCAGUCAGCUGACUCGGCGUGACCUGGAGCAGCAGGACGCAGCCCGGGAGGAGCUCAAGCUGAACCUUGCUGAACAGGUAACCGCUCGGCGAGAUCGUGAGGAGUCAGCGAGAGAUCGGCUCCAGGAUGAACUAAAUGAAGAGAAGGUAGCAGUGGAUAAUUACGAGGAUAUCCUUCGUCAUGAGACUGACAGGAUGAAGAUACAUGGAUAUACACCACGGCAACAUGGGAGGAGACAAGCAUGGAUGUGAGGAGAUGACUAUGAACGGUGUACAUCACACCAGGGAAUGGGGGGUUACGACCUUCAUGGCUGUACAUCACACCGGGGAAUGGGGGGAUACGAGGAGACGACUAUGAACGGUGUUCAUCGCACCGGGGAUGGGAGGAAACGACUAUGAACGGUGUACACCAAACCGGGGAUGUGAGGAGACGACCAUAAAUGCUGAACGUCAAAGCAGGGAUGGGACAAUGGGGUAGGGUGGGGUGUUGUUUAGUGAAGUACUCCUCAACAUGGUCGCACUCACAGUUCCAGACUUGUGAGAUGUGACCAUCAUUGAGGUUACACCGAGCUGGAUGGUGAGAGAUGUAGAUGAGAGAAUGAAACCAACACUGAGAAAGUUCACCAUGUUGAGCAUGGAGGUAGGCAGCUUUUACCCCAAAGGUCUUCUAAAACCUCACGCCAGUCACGUAGACAAGGUAGCAGGUAGACAAGUUCCUGGAUGAAGAAGUGUUCUAGUUACUGCACUAUCACUGCUGGAGUAUAGUACCAGCCGGGUGUAUCAGGCAGCGCCAUGAUGUCACUCUCCGUGGGCUUGUGUGUCAGUCAGUGUCAGCAGGCUGAACAGUGGUACAGGAAAGCUGAAACCCUCUGUGGUUGCUACAGAAUGUGAUAUUUGACAAAUUUUAACAAAUUCCUGUGUAUGGAUGAUUGUAAAUAAGGAGAUGCAUGGUGACUCUUCCAUGUUGGCUGACAUAAGAGGAGAAGGGUCAUCUCAGUAACCAUGACGACAGCUGGACGGAACUGUCAAUGACCCGUGUCACUCAGUGGUCACCCAGUGGCCGAUUCAUGAUCUGACUGACUUUUUAACUAACAUUUUUUACAUUUGUAUAUUUAUCAUUUCAAUAUGUUACAUGUUUGUAGCGUUAUUAUUUGUUACCAUGGUUACAUACCGAUGUCAAAUUGCUGAUGUAGAUACAGUAACCAAAGAUGCAGUCACAGGUAGACAUGUAGACCCGUGUUCCUCAAGGAGACCUGUGGACCUCUUACCGGCACACAACGUUUGGGUUCAUACUGAAGUCAGAACUGCCACAUUUGCAUUUUCACAAUGAUGUGCUUUUGUAUUAACCUCCUGACUUGGGUACAGGUGAAUUACACUGUCUUGUUACUGGUAACUAUAGGCUGGAGCCUAUCUUCAAACUAGGUGAAAAAGUUCACCCAUACCUUUUCAGUGAAUGACCCUGCUCUUUUCAGUUUCCUAUGAUUGUGGGUUCAAAUCCCGGUUAUCCCCGAUUAUGUUUCUAGGUUUGUCAGCACCAUACCUGUGCUCGUGGGUUUCACUGAAGUGGUAAACGUCUGACUCCUGCAUCACUUCGGACUUUCCUCCCACCCCACAUUAACCUGACAUGCCGCGAUAUAACUGGAAUACUGUUAAAAGCUGUGUUAAACCCAACUCUCUCAUUCACACUCCAGUGUUUACUUAUAAUAUGUUUGUUGAUGUUGCUUCUAUUGAGAACAUCCUCUUUCUCCAGGACUAGCAUUUGGGUAAACCUACAGUAACCCCUGGACCCAUCCCUGUUGUUCUCGCAAUCUUAAAAUACCUGUCCUUGAUUUCCAUUAAAAUUUUAUCGACCAAUCAAACGUUGAGAAAAGGAAAUGGGUAAGGGAGGCAACUCAGACUGCCAAGACACCAAAGACAACCAGUUUUGAGGGACAUGAAGACAUCCUUUCCAUCAAAUAUAUUUUUGAGAGCUUUCUUUUGCGUAUCAGCUCUUAAUUUCUUACAAACACUAGCGUAAUCAGUGAGACUGCCCACUAUGUUGUUGAUAUCACCAACCCCACAUUGAGGCUGGUUUGUAACUAGCAUUCUGAUUGGUAUGUUAGACCUAGUAGCGUAGCCAGUCAAAUUGGCCGAAGGAAAUCAAGGGGCAGGUAUUUUGUGAUUUACAAGUACCGUGGGGAUGGGUCCAGGGGUAAGUGGAGGUUUACUGAAAUGCUAGCCCUGGAGACACAGAGGAUGGCAGAAGUACAUUUGUCACAUACUCGAUACAAUAAGCUGUCUUAAUGUUUUAAAUAAAAAUGAUGAUUAGGCACCAGGUUUAUUUUAACCAUACUAUUAGGAUUUAGACCACUGGCACUCUUAUAAGUAGAGAUACCCGGGGUGACAUUUCAGUUAGUGUCCCUGUAAAUGGUAGCAGGUGCUUGUUGCUGCCAGUAGUGUGUGUGUCGGCAGCUGUUUAGCUAAGAAACAUACACAUAUACAGCCUGGUCGUAUUUGCAAACUUUAUGAAAAAGUGGAUGCAACGUUUUGUACUGUGUUUUGACAUUUGUAUCAAAAAGGAGACAAUGGAAAUAGCUGUUCACCAUGUAUAUAGUGAAUUGUGUGUGACAUUCCUGUACAUCAAGUGUCUCCACCUUCAUGCCAGUCAUCACAAAUAAAUUAUGA